Fraxinus pennsylvanica is the source of this 369-nucleotide messenger RNA. The record is from the annotation of a GenBank genome assembly. Lineage: Eukaryota; Viridiplantae; Streptophyta; Magnoliopsida; Lamiales; Oleaceae.
AUGGGAGACUAUGCAGUGGCAGUGCAAAAACUGGCUGUAGAUAUCAUGGGGGCCAUAACAGAGAGCCUGGGACUAUGUCCAACAUACUUGACCACAAAACUUGAUGAUGGAAUGCAAUUUUUAAGUAAUGGAAGGUACAAAAGUGUUGUACAUGGGGAGACUCUUAAUAAUGAAAAGACAAGAAUAUCAAUUGCUAGUUUACAUAGUUUGGGGAUGGAUGUGAAAAUGGAGACUGCAAAAGAGCUUGUGGAUGAAGAGCACCCAAAGGGAUAUAAAGAAAGUAGUUUCAAUGACUUCUUGGAUUUCAUUUCCAAGAAUAAUCUUGAAGAAGAAAAGAGUUUUCUCAAGACACUCAAGAUUCAGCAGUAG